GGAAGGAGGCCCCUCUUUUUCCACCACCCCCAAGAUGGUGAGCCGCCUCCCUCGCUCGGCGGACCUGAGCCGCUUCUGCCAGAAGCUCAGCCGGGUGAAGACCCUGGAAGAGGACAUGAUGGAGACCUCCUUCAACCGAUGCUUGACCACCGUGGACCUGGCCUUGCUCGGCAUCGGCGGGAUGGUGGGCUCCGGGCUCUACGUCCUCACAGGCACUGUCGCCAAGGAGACGGCCGGGCCUGCCAUCGUGGUCUCCUUCAUCAUCGCGGGGAUCGCCUCGCUGCUGGCCGCCCUCUGCUACGCGGAGUUUGGGGCUCACGUGCCCAAGACUGGCUCGGCGUAUAUGUUCACGUACGUCUCUGUGGGCGAGAUCUGGGCCUUCCUCAUCGGGUGGAACGUCAUCUUGGAGUACAUGAUAGGCGGGGCAGCGGUGGCCAGGGCCUGGAGCGGCUACCUCGAUGCCAUAUUUGACCACAGGAUCAAGAACUUCACCGAGACCCAUGUGGGCGCUUGGCACGUUCCCUUCCUGGCCCAUUACCCGGACUUCUUGGCCUCGGGGAUCCUCCUCCUCGCCAUGGCCUUCAUCUCGUUUGGCGCACGGGUCUCCUCCUGGCUCAACCACAUCUUCUCGGCCGUCAGCAUGGGCGUCAUCCUCUUCAUUCUUAUCAUGGGGUUCAUUCUGGCCAGACCCCAGAACUGGAGCGCCAGCGAAGGGGGCUUUGCCCCUUUUGGGCUCUCCGGCAUCAUGGCCGGCUCGGCCACCUGCUUCUACGCCUUUGUGGGCUUCGACGUGAUCGCCACCUGCAGCGAAGAGGCCAGGAACCCGCAACGGGCCAUCCCGAGGGCCAUCGCCAUCGCCCUGAGCCUCGCCACCGGGGCCUACAUCCUCGUCUCCGUGGUGCUGACGCUGAUGGUGCCCUGGCACUCUCUGGACCCGGACUCGGCCCUGGCGGAUGCCUUCUACCGGAGGGGUUACGCCUGGGCUGGCUUCAUCGUAGCUGCCGGCUCCCUUUGCGCCAUGAACACCGUGCUCCUCAGCAACCUCGUCUCUCUCCCCCGCAUCGUCUACGCCAUGGCCGAGGACGGCCUCUUCUUCCAGGUCUUUUCCCGCGUCCACCCCCGCACGCAGGUCCCCGUGGUGGCCAUCGUGGUCUUCGGCUUCCUCACCUCCGUCCUGGCCCUCAUCUUCGACCUGGAAGCCCUAGUCCAGUUCUUAUCCAUCGGCACCCUCUUGGCCUACACCUUCGUGGCGGCCAGCGUGAUCAUCCUGCGCUUCCAGCAACCCAAGGCGGGCGCCCCCAACCCACCGGCGGGGAGCGAGGCCACCCCACCGCCCGCGGAGACCCUCAGCACCACGGAGCCAAAGGAAUACGAAUCUUUUUCCGACAAGCUGCAGCUGGUGGGCAAGGAAAAAUCGAAAGGCUCCCGGGAGCCUGGGCAACUGAAGGCCACUUUCGAACCCUACCUGGACUUCCUCAGCGAUUUCUACCCAGGGGAAGUGGUCACCGUGGCCGUGGUCAUCCUCAUGGUUUCGGCUAUCUGCCUGUCGGCCACCCUGGUGUUUGGGAGGAACCAGCUGCAUCUGCCCACCUGGAGCUACGCUCUGCUGGUGCUGCUCUUCAGCCUGGCCUUGCUGUCUAGUCUGCUUCUCAUCAGCGUCCAUGAGCAAAAGCAAAGCACACAGACGUUCCAGCUGCCGCUGGUGCCCUUGACGCCGGCGCUCAGCAUCUUCAUCAACAUCUAUCUCAUGCUGAAACUCAACUACAUGACCUGGCUGCGGUUCUCCAUAUGGCUGAUUGCAGGCUUGAUGGUCUACUUCGGUUACGGCAUCUGGCACAGCAAGGAGAACCUGCGGGAGUCCCAGGCGCACGCCGUCAGUGCGCGCUACGUGGUCUUCCCCAACAGCAGCCUGGAAGAGAGCGUCCAGACGGUGCAACCGAGCACCCAGCCGUCUCAGGGUUUGGAAGAAACCGCAGAAGAGGAAGCAAAGAGAUGAUGCGGGAGGGGGGAAGGCCUAACCGGAGGAGACCCUUCCCUUGCCCCCCCACAUCCAGCCCACUGUUCUCCAGUGUUUUGGCCACCAACGAGAAGGCUCACCAGGCCCAGCUGCGAAGCCCGGUGGAACAGCGAGCCACUGCCAACGGAAUACAGAUGCGCUGCACCCCCUCCUUUCAGUUGCUUGGGUCCCCAUUUGUGUUGCUGGAAACCUGGGUUCAUUGGGCCACUGGUCCCCCUUGGAAAUGGCCCAGGUUGUCCCUCCACCAGCUUGGAGGUGGCUUGGAUCUGCCGUGGGCUUCCUUUGAUGUGUGGCCGAUGGUGGAUGAAAAUUCCCUCCUCCUUCUUCCCAGCUGCCAAUGUGUUCCCGUCACUUUCCUCUUGCCUUAAUCUGGCUGUUUUAUUAGUUCCUGUCAAAUUAUAAGGUCUUGGUUGUCAACGAAGGACCGCAGCCUGUUUAGAUGAUGCUGCGAUGUGAUGCGGCUGCUUGCCGCAGGAAGGCUUCAGCCAAAUCACGAGGAGGAGGAG
Messenger RNA from Pogona vitticeps (central bearded dragon), 2523 nucleotides. NCBI's taxonomy places the organism in Eukaryota, Metazoa, Chordata, Lepidosauria, Squamata, Agamidae. The record is from RefSeq and is a predicted model, not a curated record.